UAAUCGUCACAUGCCUUUGUGGACCUCGUCACUCUCAUUACAUUGACUUCAUUCCGUUCACAUACACUACCAUAUGUCGUUAAGGUCACCGACGGCAUACUAUCACAUACCAGCACAAGUCCAGAGUCUUCCUACUCGGCUACAAAUAUAUUAUAGUUGAAUGUUACUCGGGCAUACCAUUGUAUUUGUUACCUCACUAACUCACCCACAACUUGUACGAAUAAAACCGCCAUAAUGUCUGAAUCAGACGCUUCGAGCCCCACGAGUCCAACCCUCGAGGCGCUUCAGAGUCGCUCACGCGAUAUGCGGCGAGCGCGGCCACCAGACAUUACGAUCCUUACACAUGAGAACAGAGUUCCUCUACGACCAGAGAAGCUUGGGAAACGUGAGUCACGAAUUGGAUUGAGGAGUAUUUUCGGCAAGUCGAAACCAGGAAAAGAUGAUAAAUCAGUUCAAGGGACAUCAUCAUUAAGGGAACCUCUACGACCUAGUGGAAAACGUACCUCACUCGCGGACAUCGGCAAUUGGCCUCAGCGACUUCACUCUUCUCGUUCGGAGCUUUCCCUUCUUACCUCACCGGCAGCUCCCUUAAGAUCUCCUGCGGCCGGAAGCACCUCGUCAUCUCGGUCACAGCAAAGUAACAACAGUAUUACUAAAAGCAAACUGCGUCAGCCGACGCCACCAAAGACAAGAGGGUCAAUCACUGCAUUUGAUCCACCCCCGCUGUUCCAAAUGUAUCCCCAAGCAAUCAAGCAUGGUACACUACCGUCUUGCGUAACAUCAAUUGAUGUUCUAGCUCGCUUCAGCGAGUCUAAAAAUAGCUCACUACAGAAUGACUUUUCACGAAGCAAUCUCACCCUCAAUCAAAAUGAAAUCGGUGGACGAAGAAAUGAGUUGGAAAAGAAAAAGAAAUCCAAAUUUGCUCCGGAAUGGACUAGCAAAAUUUAUGCGCUCGUCACCUCUGGUUACCUUCUUCAAUAUGCGGCAGAGGGUGCCUUCGAUAGGUUACCUGAGAAGAUUCUACACCUCACUCGAGACUCCGCCGCCUAUGUUAGCGAUCUCAUUCCCGGAAAGCACUGGGUCGUCCGAGUUACAUCAACUACCGAUGCCGAUGGAAACCCAUCUUCGGACACAAAAUCGUUCAGAUCUAAGCUUGCACUGAGGGGAGUUGAGAAGCGACAAGUCACUAACAUGCUGCUCGUUUUCGAAAGCCCCGAGACUAUGGACACCUGGCUUGCUAUAUUGCGACGAGAAAUUGAAUCAUUGGGCGGCAAGAAGAAGCUUUCAGAAACCGGAAAACCCGAGGCGGAUGAUGGAACCGCUAUGCUGAAAGCUCAAUCAAGCCAAAGAACACUUGUCGUACGAGAUCCGGAUCGCUUUUCGCGCAUUGUGUCCCAGGACUUCUCGUGGAACCAGGAAAAUGCACUCGAAGAUCCUAAUGAAGAAAGUAGUUUCAACGAACCCCGAUUGGAACGAAGGUCCGAAUCGACUGUGGAUGAUGAGUCGAGUAUGGUUUCAUCGGGCAGCCAACGUCUAUACAGCCUUAAAGAUAAUGGUAGUGGGAGCAGCGGUAGUAGCGGAAGCAGUGGCAACCGACUCUCAUUCGUCUCAUCCGGACAGCGAACCAUCAUAUCGUCAGCCGAAUCCUCGCCGACUACCUCCCCAAUUCGAGCGAGCUUUUCAAGCUAUGGAGAUGAUCACCAGCAUUCGGCGAACGAGAAGCCUCUACCACCCAUUCCUGAGGUUCGACCACGUCCUAAUGCUGCAGCAAUUGUGAACCGCAGACAGUCGAUGCAAACUAUGAUCCCUGGCUUCGAUCCCCACCUUGAAGUCAAUAGCCGCAUGUCGUCACAGAUACCAGUUAGCUCGACACCAAACCAGGAAAGCAAGCCUCAAUUCGUCCCCAACUUUAGCGUACCACAUACUGUUGGUCGGCGAUACUCAGCUUUAAACUUAUCAGUUCUGACGUCCAAAGCGGACCAACCCCAAGGAAUGGACCGAGACGGACCGAUAAGGCCUUUCAGGCGGAGUCCGCCAACCACCCUGGCCCUCUCUCGCCCUCUUUCUAUUGUUGUCGAUCAGCCGUCCCCGAUGUCACCCAGCAACUCCGCAAACCAAAUCCCAUCUUUACAAGCUCCCGACACACCAUCUAUGUUUGGACCCUGGGCACCUAAACCAAAGCCGCAGGAAAAGACUGAAACCUCCAAGGAUACACUGUCGGAGCCUAUUGUGGAGGAGAGCCAGGCAAGCAGCAGAAGCACGACGCCUGUGGGGAAUUACGACAAGGAUAAUGUGCGUGUUAGCCAACAAAGCCCGACUCCCUCGCAGCUCAACACAAAUAAGUCAUGGAUUCCCCGACCUGCCAAGACCUUCCCCAUGGGGUUGAUGGAUGCGCCGGAGUCUAUACCUAGAGCCUCCUCGUCUUUUGAAUUACGGCGAUCAUCAGCAAGUCCGACACCAUCCUUAGGACGCCCAUCUACUAGACGUUCGACCUUACAGGCCGAAAACAUGUCCCCACAAAAUCGACACUCAUUUGUAUACCCCAAGCAAUCUAGCUUACCCUCUAUUGAGGAACCUCGGUAUACUCUGACGCCACCAUUGACGUGCUCGCCUAAACGGUCAGCACCUUCUCUUAAGGCACUUCAACAAGAAGCUACCUCCAGUCAAUUCUUGGCUAUAGGCCUCGGAGCAAAGGGUCUUUCCCCUAGGAGGAGCAUGCCUCACCUAGCUGAAGGACCUCCCCCAGCUCCACCUCCAACAUGCGCUCUACCUCCAAUUCCUAGGAAGCGCUCAACCAACACAGUCAGAAGCAUCAGGGUAUAGUAACUGCGUGCUUACUGACUUGUGAUAUACUUGUACUUCGACACAUUGAAGUUCCCUUCCCUUAUUUAUUUCAAUUAUUAUUUUUACCGAUCUAUGUUAUACUUCAUGUAUAUCAUUGUAUACCUACAACCUACACCUUUACGAUUCACGAUAAUGAUAGUAUUUGGGUCGUACGCUUAUAGACAGGAC
This is a messenger RNA of Hypoxylon trugodes, 3012 nucleotides long. RefSeq lists its product as uncharacterized. The record is from RefSeq and is a predicted model, not a curated record. The coding region runs from base 235 to 2823 and encodes 862 amino acids. Lineage: Eukaryota; Fungi; Ascomycota; Sordariomycetes; Xylariales; Hypoxylaceae. The transcript has a single exon.